AUGGAACCGAAACCAGGUAAUAACGCUUAUCCUUCUGACGAUGACUGUUAUCAGAAUAGUGAUGAUGAUGAUGCUGAUCAUAAUAUUAACAAUAAUGAUAGUAGACAAGAAAAUGAAAACUUAACUGAAUACAACACUGAAACAUUAGACAUAUCUAAUCAACAAUUAAUUUCAUACGAUUUCGAUUAUACUACUGAUAAAUUAAUUCAAAAAGAUUUCCUAAUGGAAUAUGAUGAACUAAAUAAUAUCACAAUAAAUCAUAAAUUUAAUUUCAGCUCAAAACUUUCAAAAUAUUCUAAAUCUAUUCACUGUCAAAAUUCCAAUCAUCAUCAACAAUGGAAUUCUUCUCAUUAUGAACUAGAUACUACUUAUGAAGAUUUUAAUCAAAGUAGUAUUCAUUUUCACAAUGAUUUUGAUCAUGAUAAUAAUUGUAAUAUAGUUACUAAUCAUAGUACUUUUAGUGAGUUGAUAACUGAUGAUAUUAGUCAUAUCAUUGCAUCUAUUAAAAGGAGGAUGAAAAAAGCUGUUGAACAGAAACCAUCAAGAAAUAAUGUUAAGUCUAAUGUCCUCAAUGAACAACAACGUGUACAGAAGAAAACUUUUACUAAUUGGAUCAAUGCACAUAUGCAAAAGCUACCUGAUCCAAUGCAUAUUGAUGAUCUUUUCAAAGAUAUUGGAGAUGGAAUUAUUCUUAUUCAUCUACUUGAAGUAUUAUCAGGAGAAAAAUUGCAAAUUGAAAAUCCCCGUGUCAUUCAAAGAGCUCAUAAACUUAGCAAUGUUCGUAAUGCUUUAGAUUAUUUAGAGAAAACAUGUAAAAUAAAACUUGUAAAUAUCAAUCCUGCUGAUGUGGUCGACGGGAAGCCAGCUAUUGUUUUAGGUCUUAUAUGGUCGAUUAUAUUAUUUUUUCAAAUUCAAGGUCACCAGAAAGUUUUACGAGAUGCAUUGAAAUCGCGUCGUAAAAGUCUUUCGAAAUCAAUUGAUUCUGACGCCACUGGAAAUGUUAGUAGUAAAUCUGAGGAGACAAGUUUAUCUGAACAGGUAGAUAGUACAAAGAGUGUAACUGGUUCGAGAACUCGACAAGCUUUAUUGACUUGGGUGGAACAGUCUUUUCGUUCGCAUAAAUCAACAUUGGAAAUUAGAGUUACCGACUUUGCUACAUCUUGGCGUGAUGGUAAAGCAUUUUGUGCUAUGGUGCAUAAUAUUAAUCCAAGUCUUAUUGACAUGGAAGAAGUUAUGCAUCGGAAAAAUCGUGAAAAUUUAGAAUUAGCAUUCAAUGUAGCUGAACAACGACUUGGUAUACCGAAAUUAUUAGAUCCUGAAGAUGUUGAUGUAGAUAAACCGGAUGAACGUUCAAUUAUAACAUAUGUAGCACAAUUUAUGCUAGUGGCUAGUUCGCAUCCACCCAAAAUUAAAUCAAGAUCUGGUUCACGUCGAUCAAGUACAAGUAAUUCAGAAAAACUACAAUCUGAACAAAAAUUGAAAACAACAAACGACGACGUAAAAACUGAAUCUAAACCAGAAAAUGAAAUUCAUACACCACUUAGAUUAGCUUCAUUCGAACCUGACCCAGAAAUUGAUCCUGCAUUAAUUUUGAAUGCUUCAACUACAGCCAACUUCCUGGAACGUCGUCGUGCUAGACGAGCAAGUUUAAGUGGUCCACAAACUAUGGAUGAUGAAGCAUUGCAUAAUCUGAUUUUAGCUACAAGUCCUAUGAGUUCUGGGACUGGUGGUGCUUCCACACCGACAGACGAUGCAGCUACCGCGCUGUCGUCAUCCACACCAGGUUAUAUGCGUACUAUGUCAGGUUCACCAUCUCCUCCUAGUUAUGGUACAUCUCCGCAUCGAUCUGGGCGUGCACGUUCAUAUGCUGGAUUGCGUUUAUGUCGUGUAGCCAAAAAUGUAUCGAAAUGUCGAGCAAUUGCAAAUAUUCGUGUAACAGCUGAACCGCCUAGAGCUACUCGUAAUAUUGUUCCUGUUCUACAUUUAGGUGGAGAGGGUAAUGAGAAAACAGAAGCAGAAAAAGAACGUAUUCUACUCAUUAAUAUUAAAGAAUUAAUUGCUCGAGUUCGACAUAAUCCAAUUGAAUCACAAGAUUUUAUAACUGAAUUUGAAAGUUUUCUUCAAGCUCAACUUGAACAUGAAAAUAUGGCUGCUUAUAUUCGUGAACUUGAUGACAGAAAACGUCAAGGUUUAUUACUUGGCUUAAGACCAGAAGAAUUAGAACGUGCUGAAGCUGAAUGGAGUCGAGUAAAACCUGAACUUGAUGAAUGGCGUUGGCGUUUAGAUAAUGUUCUACCAGGUGAAUGGCGUCAAGUUGGUCAAUGGUUGUCAAAAUUAGAAAAAUGUCUUAUAACUGAUGCACUGAUAGCUUCACAACUUGGUUUAGAAUUAGCUCCAGAAGCGAAAAAUUUAACAUUGGAAGAACGUGUAACACGAUUACGAAAUUGUUUAAAUGAACAUGAUGAUAUUUUCAAUAAUAUUGAAGAGUUAAAUCCUUUAAUUCAUAGAUUAGAUGAAGAAAAUCAAAAAUUUAAUGAAAUUGCUCAAAAUAAUCCCACAUCAGAUGUAUUAACUACAUUGCCAACUCGUUUACCACAAAUGAUUGUUGAUUCACUGAAAUCACGUUUUAUCACGGCAUAUUUAAAUGGUCAAUUAACUAAGCGACGUUUAGAACGUUUAGUACUACGUUGGGAUUUAGCAUAUAAACUAACUAUGUUACGCGAACAUUUAUCAGAUUGGCAAGCAAUUAAAUGCAAAGAAAAAUCUGAAGUGAAUUUACGCAUUAAUGAAAUAAAAGAUUAUUUAUCAUCUAUAAAUUUGCCUGAAGAUAUGGACAAAGGUUUGGAUAAACUUAAAGAACUUGCAUCAGAACGUGAUGAUACAGCAUGUCAAAUUGCUGAACAACGUGAGAAAUUAGAAGCUGAAGCAAAAUUAUCAGGUCCUAUGACAAAUCAACAAGCUUCUGUUACUGCUGGUGGUGGAGCAUACAUUUUAACUGAUUAUGCUGAAACUGAACGAAAAGAAACGAAUUUCUUUUUAACUUCACUUAAUACACGUUGGAAGGAUACAUGGUCAGAUUUGUUGAAUAUACAAACACAUUUAGAUGAACUUUCUGUUAAAUGGACUCUAUAUGAAACGGAAAAACUACAUUUAGAUGAAUGGUUGACUGAAGUCAGAAAAUUACUUGCUGAUGAGAGUACAAGUCCUGAAGAACGUGAAAAAUUAUAUCAAGAUUUAAAAGAAUGGCGUACACGUGUUUCAAAUUUAAAUGAUCUUGGACAUGAAUUAAUGCAUACAUGUGAUAUGACAGCAUCAUCACUUUUAGAUAAUGAAUUAAAGGAUAUCAAUAAGCAUUGGACCGAAGUUACUACUGAAGUUAUCAAAUUCGUUGAUUUAGAUCAUGCUGAAGAAUUAAAAAAUCGUAAUGCUGAAGCUAUGCUUCGAUUGAAUGCAUUAAUGAAAACAACUGAACGUUUAUUAGUCUCUGAUUUUAUUCUACCAGAGACUACUGAUUUAGAUCAAGCUCAUGCAGCUACAGCUGAAUAUCGUCAUCAGUUGGAAGAAGCACGUAAACAAUUACUUGAAAAAGCUCAAACUGAUUAUUUGGAAGCUUUAAAAGCUGCUGAAGAAUUAAUGGCAGCUGCUAAAGCUGGUCAAGCCGAUAUGGAACAAGCGGAAGCAGUGAUGGCAGCUGUACGUGAAGCUGGCAAACAAUUAGAUCGAUUAGCUAAUGAAGCUGUUCAAGCGAGAUUAGAUGAAGUUGAAGCAGCAACUAAAAAAGCUGUGGAAUUGGCUCUUCAACUAGCUCCAAUCAAUGAUUGGGUACAAGAGAGUGAAGUUUCAACGGAAAUAUUAAAUUCUGGAUCAAUUGAAAAUAAUCUUGAUUUAACUAAUUUAACCACAGAAGAAGCUAUGUCAAAGUUGAAAGGUCAUUUCACAGCUUUAGAAGAGCAUGAAAAAGCUUUAAUUGAAGCUGAAAAACGAUUGAAUGACUUAAAAGAAUCCGGUCUACAACAUGUCGAUAUUAGUCAGUUGGAAUUAGCUACGGCAGAAGCUCGUCGUAAAGUUGAAGCUAUGCGUACUGUAGCGAAAUGUUAUGAACAUGAACUAGAUCGACGUAAAUCAGCGGAACAAUCAUUUUCCUAUGCGAUCAUAAAUAUUUCCGAUUGGUUAGAUGAAACUGAACGUCUAUUUCAUUUCGAUACAUUCUUUGAUGAUGAAGAACAAUUGCCUAAUACAGAAAUUAUUCAAGAUAAAUUAGUUGCACAUGAAGAAUUUUUGAAAAAAACUCAAACAACUGGUCAAGCUUGUUUAAUUGAAUUAAAUCGUAGUUAUGAUAGACUAGUAGAAUUGUUCUCAGGUAAUAGUGAAGAUUUAAUUGAAAAUUCUGCCAAUACAAUUAUUCAACCAGAUGAAGUUAGUAUGAAUAUACUAUUAGAAGCAUCAAAUCAAGUAACAAAAUUUCGUGAUCGAUUUGAUGAACUCAUUUCUAGAGCUACACGACGUCAAUAUGAACUUAAAUAUGCUUUAUUAGAAGCUCGUCUACGUGAGCAUUUAGAUAAUACUACUAAAAUAUUAAACGAUGAAGAAUUACGAAUGACAUCUGGUGAACAUUUGGCUAGUAUAUUGGCUGAUCAUGAAGCUUCAUUUAAAAAUACACAAUUUUAUAAUAUUUGUGAAGAGAUAUUACGUGAAAUGCGUGAAUUAGAUGAACAAAUGUCUUAUUUAUAUCAAAACGAUGCAAAUCAGUAUAGCAAACGUACAACACAAUUACAACAAGAAUAUAAUUUACUAAGUGAACGUGUGGGAAAAAUGGCGGUCAGAUUACGUAAUUUACCGGAACAAUGGGCUGAUUUUGAUGAUAAAUUAAAUCAUUUAUUAGAUUGGACAAAUGAAGUGGAAAAAUUAUUUAAUCAUUUACAAAAUGAUCCAUCGAAUACAACGGCUGGCGUGAAUAAUGAUGAAAAAUCAGCCAUUGAAUUAGCAUCACGUUAUCGUGCCAUGUUGUCUAGAUUUGAACAAAUGACUGGUAUGGUGAAUGAACAAAAUGCACUGGCGGAUAAAUUAAAUUUAAUGUUAGUCGAUUUAUCAUUAGAUGGUGGUGUAUCGUCAGGGGAAUUAGCAGCUAAACGUAUUGCAUUAACUACUGCUUUAGGAGCAUUAAAAGAUUUAAGCAAUGAAAUGAAUUCUAUACUAACUCGAGCUCCAUUAAUUGCUGAAACAUUAGAAUAUCGUGCUAAUGCAGUGACAGAACGUAAAAAAGCCAUUGUUGUACGUGAAGCAUUUGAACAAGCUGUACAAGAAGAUGCUGAAAUGUUACCAAAUGAUUUAGAAUCAAUUAAACGUUUAUUAGCUGAACGUGAAGCAAUGGUAGCUAGAUUAGCUGAAGAACGUGAUGCCAGUUUACUGGCUAUGAUACAACGUGGAUUAAGUGUUAAAGCAGGUGAAAUGUUAGAUUGGAUUGAACCAUCCCAGUCUGAAUUAAAAGCUACAUGGGCUGAAGUAGAUAAAGUAGCUGAGACUGGUUUAAAAUGUUUACGUCAAACUGCUGAAGCAUUUGAAGCAUUUGAAGAGCAUAAACAACGUUUAACCAAUUUACUAACUGGUACUAAACAUUUAAUUCAUGGUCAUGCUAGUGCAGCAACAGCAGCUGCUUUUGCUAUGGCACUGACUAGUAAAGAUGGUGGUACAAUUGAUAUUGACAAUGUAACUAAUACAAUGCAUAUUGAUGAUGAAACAAAAUUAUGGGCUAAUUCUUCAUUAGCCUCAGGAAUUGCUGGUGUUGUUGUUGCAAGUGUUGAAGAAGCCACUAAAGCUGGUCAAGAAGCUGUACGUGUUCAAACAGAUGCAAUUGUAGCUCAAUUAGAAGCAUUAGCUAAUGCAGAAUCGGAUUUAAAAGGUUUAAUCGCUGCUGCACAAACUAUGAAAAUGCGUUCUACACCAGAACGUGCUGCGGAGUUAGAUGCAACAAUACAACGUUUAGAAGCUCAAUUGAAUACAGCUAAACAAGAAUUGAAUACCAAAUUAGCUAAUCUACGUGCAGCCAAUGGAAAAUGGGAAGUAUUUUAUACAAGCACUAAAGAAGUAGACAAAUUACUUAAUAAUGCUGAAUUAAAUUUAUCAAAUAUCACCAGUGUUCAACCAUUAGCUAAAGGUCAUUUAAAUAGUAAUGAAUUAGGUUCAGCGGAAUCGUCAGCUAAAGCAGCUGCUACAGAAUUAGCUUUAUGGUAUGCAUCAGUAAAUAAUUAUUUAAAAGAUUUACAAUUAUCUGAACAACGUUUAUUGUCAUUAAAUAAUAUUUUCAAAGAAUUAACACUUUUCUCACCGAUUGAUUCAAUGGAAUUGAAUAACACCACGACCAAUGCAUUAGGAUCAAUAACCAAUUCAGAAAUAUCCAAAGCACAAAAUAAAAUACUUAGCUUAUAUCGAAGACAAAAAGCUCUACAAUCUGCAUUCAAUAAACAUUCACAAUCAUUGAAUACGUUGAAAAAUUAUUUAUCACAAUAUUUGGAAUUAGUCCCAACCAUUGAUAAGCAUUUAAUUGAAAUUGAAAAUUAUGCUGAACAAUUAUUACAUAAUCCAAUGAUUGAUUCAUUGGAAGAUUUAAUUAAUUUACGUGAUACACAUCAAACACGUCAAACUGUACAUAAUUCCGAUUUAACUGGAAAUCGUAAUCAAUUAUUAUGGUUAGCUACGAAUUUAACUAGUUGGUCACAUUUAAAAGAAGCUAAUGAAGCAUUACAAUCACGUUGGGAAGGUGUUAAUUAUUGGUUGAUUGAAGAAUCACAAUAUUUAAAUGAUUUAUACAAAAUGUGGACAGAAUGGAAUAAAGAAGUUGAUCAAUUCACAUCACAAAUAACUAAUAUAGAAAAAGAUGUUGAACAAGAAUUAAACAAUCUCAUGAUGGAUAUAACCAAUCAAAAAGUAAAAGAAUCAACUUUGGAUUCAACGAAUACUUCGAAUGAUUUAGAUUCAAAAGUGAAUAAAGCAAGUACCUAUCAAAAUCGUUUAUUCGAUGCUGACUCCUAUUUGAAAGCGUUCAGUUUUAAAACAGAAAAACUAUUAAAACAAAUUCUAGCACAAAAUGAUAUACACUGUAAGACUUUAUUAUCAAUGGAUAAAAUCAAAUCAUCACCAUCGUUAUCAACAAAAACCACAUUGAACAAUGAUCAAUCACAAUUGAUCAGUAUUAAUAAUAGUUCACAUAGUGUAGCAAUAAAAUAUCGUGAAUUAGAAGAAUAUUUAAAGCGUGUUCAAUUAAAAUGUGAAAAAUUGAACAAUGAACUGGAGAAUCAAUUAGAUACACGUGAUCGUUUAUUUCGUGAUACUGAUAAAUUAUUACAAUGGAUCAUAUCAGCAGAGAAACGUAUGACAAAACUUACAAGAAUUUGGGUAGCAGCAAAACCACCAAUUCUAACGAAUAAAUCUUACAAUUUAUUUCAUAAACCAUCAUCAAUAAUGAAACAACGAAAUGAUCAAACUGAUUCUGAUCAACAAUUAUUGAUUGGUGUCGAUUUAUUAGAAGCAUACGAACAAUUGAAAAUUCUAUACAAUGAGGCUAACGGUCCAAGAAUGAAUACUUUAAAAGAAUUAGCCAAUCAAAUUGAAGGUGAAAAUAUUGAUUUAACUGAUUUAUCUCAAAAAAUCGAUAGUCGUCCAAAUAGCAAUCGAUCAGGAAAUAGUAGUAUUAAUAAUAAUAACAAUCAAUCAAUCAAUGAAAGGUCACGUAAUCGACGUUCUGUAUCAUUUGAUUUAUUAGGCAAAGAAAAUAGUAUUGACUCGAUGAAUAAUGAUGAGAUUAAUCGUCAGCUGCAUGAACGUUUAAUUCGUCUAUUGAGUAAAUUAAAUCGACUAAUUGAUCAUUUGAAUCAACGUAUUACACUGUGUCAUUUAACUAUUGAAUAUGAAUAUUGUCGUCAAGGUUGGAUUCAAGAAAUUAACGCGCUAAAUUCACGUUUAAAAACAUUUGAAAAUAAUUCCAUCAUUGUGGAAUUGAAUAUUGACAAAAAAAAGAAAAAAUCAUCAUUGAAUAAAUCGAUUGAAGAAGAGAAUCAACAAUUAUUGAUUGAAGAAAAUGAAACUGCUGAUGCACAACCGGAACAACACGAAAGACAGUCUGAUGAAGUCACACAAUCUACCAUGAGUAUUGAUCGUGCUGCUGAUGAUGACGACACCGGAACAAUUAUGAAUGAUGACAAAAAAUCCCCUAGAUCAGUUGACCUGUUUCAGUCUACCAUCAAUGAUGCAGAACAAAUUUUAUUUCGAAAACAAACUAUACAAUCCGGUGUAAUCUACCAAUCAGAAUACAAAAAUUUAAGAAAUGAUAUUAUCAAAUUGAAAGACAUAAUUAAUCAUUGGCAAAUCACAUUAGAUUUUACACAAUCGAAUCAAAUUGAAAAUGAAUAUGAAGAAGAAACAUUGAAUACUACUAAUAAUUUAAAUUUAAUUGGACCAAAAGAAGUCGACGUAGCAGUUGUAUCCGCUGGUUUAAUGUUUGUAACUAAUAUCGAUUCAAAUUGGUCAUUUAGUACUGGAGUUAAUAAUGCAACAAUAACGAAUGCCACAACUACUACAGCUACUUCGUCAUUGUCUACAAGCAGUACUGCUGCCAACACUAAUACUACCUCUACUACUACUACUACUACUACUACCGUAGACCAGCUGACGACAUUACAACAAAUAGAACCAUUUAGUUUUUUUGUAGAUAUAGCUAGAUUAUCAUCAGAAUGUGAUAAAUUACAUGGGAAAUUAAAAGCUAAUUUAUUACAUGUCAUUGGGAUCUGUGAAAAUUGGCAACAAUUAAUUGAUGCACGUGAUCGACUGGUAGAACAAGUAACCGAUUUACAGCGGAAUUCAUUUGAAGCAUGUUUGACAGUGAGUCAAUCAGGUGAUCCAUUGAAAACCAAUAAACCUAUUGGUAUACGUUUAACACGUUUAGGUCAGCAAUUAUUGAAUUGGCAAAAUGAAUUGAAUUCAGUAAAUACUACUACUAAUAAUACUACUGCUACUACUACUGUUACAGAUGAUAGUAACGCAUUACAAACUAAUAAUGAUAAUAUUAGUAAUACAGAUCAAGCAAAUUUACCAAGUGAAGCAAUCACUAUUAUUCAACGAUUAACUGAUCUUCGACGAGCUGGUGAACGAAUUGUUAGUCUUAAUCCAGCACGUGGUCCAAAUGUUGACAGUUUAUACAAUACCACUGUCCAGUCAAUACGUUUAUGUGCUAUUUAUCUAGGUGAAAUUGGUCGACAUAGUAUCCUGCUAUAUGAUACAUUAUUAAAACGUUCAGAAUGUUUAAAUCAACUGACAGAAUUUCUUAAUGACAUUGAAAAACAAAGUGGCCUUACACCAGCUAGUGAAUAUCAAUCGGUUUUCGGUGAUUCAAAUUCAUUGGAACAACAGCAAAAUCAAAUGAAUAAUAAUGAUAAUAAUAAUUCGAACACAAUGAUAAAACGACCAAUCCCAGAUGAAAUUGCAUCACAACUCACACUAUUCGAAUGUAUGGAUCUAUGCCGAUUAUUGAGUGUGGAUAGUGUGAAAGAAGUAGAACAACAAUUGAAACCAUGUCAAUUGGCAUUGGAUGCUUUGAUGGAUAAACAAAAUACUUAUUUAAUACAAUUAAAUCAAUGCUCAUCAUUGGCAUUACAAACAUUUAAUGAAUUUCAAACGGAACUAUGUAAAUAUACUACUACUAAUAAUAAUAGUAAUAAUAAUAAUAAUAACAAAAAUGUAGAUCUAAAUCAAGAAGACCGAUUAUCUGAAACACAAAUCAAAUCAGAUCCAUUUCGUGGUGAAAUUGUGAAUCGUUGGCAAAGAUUACAUUUUCUUCUGGAAACAAUUAUACAACAAUUCUAUAUACGUCAUGCUGCAUUCAAAUAUUUAGAAGAUGGUUUUAAACAAUUAGAAUAUUGGCUUGAAAUUACAGAGUUAACUGUGGAAACAUGCAGUUCACAAUUAACAGCUAAUUCAGCUGCUUCUGCUAUUCUCUUACCAUUUCAUCAACAACAUUCCAUAUUAUCAACAAUAAAUGACGAAUCGGAGUAUAUUGAAAAUCCUCAAUUAAUUCUUGAUAAAUAUUCAACAGAUAUUGUGUAUUAUUCAAAUUUAUUAAAUAGUCUACAUAAUCGUAUUGAAGCUGAUUUAGCUGAUCGUGAAACAAUGAAAAAAACAUUUAAUACUUUAGAAUGGCGUUUAAAAAAGCUGCAAAAAUCAUCAGAUAAUUUAUUAAAACAAUGGAAUGAAGAAUAUGAAAGAUGUGAACAAUUGAAAAUUGAUCUGCACAAAUUUGAUACAUUAUUAGAAUCAAUUAAUAAAGAAUUAAUAUGUUGUUUUGAUUUUACUCAUUGUAACAGCAUAGACGAUUCAAAUAAUUCAACAGUAUCACUAUAUACUACAACUGAUAUACAAAGUAUCAAUAAUAUACAAGCAAAUAAUUAUUUGUUACAAUUAUGUAAAGCACAAUGUAUUCGUCAUCGUCUAGCCAGAUUACAUGAUCAUUCAUUAUGGUUACAUGAUAGAGCUCAUUUGUUAGCUAUUGGACCUAGUCGUUAUCAUCAUUAUCGUUCAAUGCAACCUUUAAAAGGUAUUACGCAACAGCAAGAAUCCGAUGUAUCUACUGAUGAUGAGAAGAAAUCUACCGAGUUAUUUACUGCAUCUAUUUUACUUGAAAGUGAAUCAGUCUCGUUGAAUCAUCGUUUGUCCGGUUUAAUUGCGCGAUCUACAAAAUCUGUACAUAUUUUACAUAUGAAAAUUAAUCAAAUCUUUUAUGAUGCUAUACAAAAUUUUCGUAUUUGGUAUGAUGAUUUACAAUUCAGAAUGAGUGAACUGUUGCAUUCAACUACAUUUUCAAUGGAUAAGAUAACAAUGACAAAUGAUUCCAAGCAAAUAUCAGCUGAUACAAAUCAAUCAAUGCAAAUUUUAUCUGUAGAUGUAUUGUCAUCCAAUUUGAAUAGCAUUCAUGCAACGAUCAAGGAUUUAAUUAGAAAAAUUCAACAUGAAUCAAAACUUGACAUUUUAAAAGAACUAGCUAAAAUUACACUACGUUCACACUACAUAGACAUUGAACCAGAUCAGAAAAAAGAUGAAGAGAAAGCAGAUGCUGAUUCUGAUAUUCAAACGAAAAAUGAGAAACAAGUAUAUUCACCAAAUUCUACAUCAGUUGACGAUAUCCAAGCAUCAUUGCUAACAACAGCGGAAUCUCUUUUACAAUCUGUAGAAGAUAAAGUUGAACAAAUCACGAAUCUAGUAGAAACAACUGACAGCAAUCAACUUUCAUCAUCACUGUCAUUAUUAUUGACAAAAUUCAAUUCCUCUGAUGUGUCUUCAUUGUUUAUGGAGUCUGAUAAUUCAGUCAGUCAAUUGAUUCGAUUAUGGGAUAGUCAAUUAUCCAAUAUGUACAGUGAAUUGAAAGAGAUUGAAUUGAAACUUGAUGCAGCACAAAAUGUUGCAGUACAAUCGAAAGAAUAUGAAACGUCACUUUCAAAAAAUAUAAUCAAUUAUGAGAAACAAUUUAAACAAAUUAUUUUAUGGCAACAAUCAAUUACUAUGGAAUCGUGUAAAAUUCGUUUGAAUCAAUUACAACAAUUACUCAUUCAAUUAAAUGAAAACACUACUGAAUUAAAACAAGCUCAUGAAAUAUUUAAUCAACUGAUCAAAUUAAGUCAUUUAUCAUUAUUUCAUGAAUUCAACAAUGAUCAAUCCAUUGAGCCUGGCCAACAAAAUGAUGCGUCUGACAAAUCAGUUGAAAAACAAAUUUACAAGUCAAUUGUACUUAUGAAAAUUGAAUCUAGAUUCAAUAAUUUACAGUUAUGCUUGGAAAAAUCUAUUGAUCAUACGAAUGAGUUGAUUUCUGCACUGGAAACUCAACAACAUGCAUACACUGAUGCAAAUGAUUGGAUUGAAAAUUUUACAAGUCAACUUCAUCAGAUUAUUACAGAAAAACAAAGAACUACACCUAGUCAUGAUAUUGUACAAAAGUAUCUUGAUUUAAUUCAUAAUCUAAAUGAGCAAUCGGAUAAUGGACGUUCCAAAUUACAAUCAGCUCAAACUUCUAUUGAAUGUGUAUGUAAUUUAAUUUUAAUAUCAGAAACAUUUUUGCAUAAAAUUAACACGAAUGAUAUUUUAUCAUCUAUCAUGAAACAAUCCAUGAAUGAUCAAGUGAAAUUGGACGAAUCAUCCUCUGCAUCGUUUCAUUCUGCAUUUAUAACACAAUUCAAUAAUCAAUUAAUAAAUGAUUCUUCAAUGUUAACCAAUCGUUUUAAUGUUUAUUUCAAUGAAAUUGAAACCAACUUAAAUGAAAUCCAACUUGAUUUAAAUCAAUGGACAACAUACAUGGAUUCGAAAUUACGUUUAGAAAAAUGGUUAACUAUGGUAGAAUUAGAUUGGAAAUUGAAUGAAUUAACUGAUUCCGAUGAAGUUGGUGAUAAUUUAACUCAGAAAAUGUAUUUUAUUACUUUAUACAAGCAACGAUUACAAGAUGUUGAUUUACAUGAAAGCCUUUUAAACACUGUAGUUGGUUGUGGAAAUCAAUUUAUUCGAAGAAAUUCUGACAGUAUGAUUAAUAUCAAUAAUAAUGAUAACAAUGAUAACAAUGGCCAAGUAAUUCUUCCUACUGAAGAAAUUCGAAAUUUUCGUAAACGUUUUGAAACACUUUAUAAUGUUAUUAAUAAACGUUUAAAAUUACAUCAAGAUCGUUUAGAACGAUAUAAAAAAUUUAUAGAAUCUGAUCAAAAAUUUGAAGAAUGGCUUUCUAAUACAGAGACAAAACUUAAUUAUUUGAUAGAAGAUAUUGUUGGAAGAAUUGAAUAUUUAAUACCUGACAAUGAAACCUUUAAUGUAACGCUGGAAAAUCAAUCCAAUUCAAACUCUACAAUCAAGACUCAAUUCGUUACUAAUAGUAAUAAUAAUAAUAAUGACAAUUUACCAAUGUACAUUGAUAAAAUUGAUAAAUUAUGGUUAUCUAUUGUCAAUAAUGCAGAAAAUCAAUUAGACGCCUUAACCUCAGUAUUUUCAUCAAUCCAAAACGAUGUAGAAAAUCCAGAGAAUUUUCAAGUAAAGAUUACUAAUCAUAAGAAUUGUAUAUUUAUUACUUUAAAAGAAAAAACUGAUAAUUUUAUUAACAAUUUAAAAGAAUAUCAACAUCUUAGUGAUGAAUUUUUAAAUCAACUUUCAAAAUCACAAACGUAUAUGAAUAAUCAAGAAAAAAGAAUCAAUCAAUUUUCAACAAGACAAAUGUGUAAUUCUCUAUCAGAUUCAACAAUGUUCAUUGGUGGUGGUAUGAUGGAUUUACCCGAUAGUCAAGAUGAUAAAUUAUUCAUUGUUCAGUCUUUGAAUCAAAUUCUAACGGAUUUAAACAAUUCCGAAUGUUCCAAUUUAAUUCAAACUCUACAUGAUACACAUGAAAAAUUAAUAUCACUACAGAAUAGAAUUAAACAAACUAAUUUAUCACAUCAAAAUAUUGUAAUCAUAAAUAAUCAUUGUUUAGAUAAACAUUUAAAUUAUAUAAAUAAUUAUUUAAUAAAAUUAAAAAAUUAUUGUAAAGAAUUAUUACAAUCAUGGCAAUUAGCAAUGGAUAAUCAUGUGAAAUUUCAAACAACUUUCGAUUUGUGUUGUAUGGAAUUUGAAACUAUCAAGACUAAUUUCAUGGAAGGUUUCAAUCCAUUUAACGAGGGAAGUGAAUCGACUAAAUCAAUAAUGAUAAACAAUAGUGACAUAUUACAAUGGAAUAAAGUCAAUCAAAUUUACACGGAUUUAUUAGUAUGGUUAUCAAAUUUAACUAAUAAACUUGAUCGAUUCAAUGUGAUCAAUUAUCAAUCUUGUAUGGAAUUAUUUCAAACUCUAUCAUUAACCACUAGUUUAAAAGGUCGUGAUUUAAUUAAUCAACAACUAGUAGAAUUGAAAAAAUCAAUGAAUCAAUUAUCCAAUGAUGUAAUUGAAUAUUAUCACCAAAUUGAAUUAACAAUGAUUGAACAUUUAAAAAUUGAUGAAGAAAAACAUGAACUUCAAAUGUGGUUCAAUGAACAAGAAGAGAAAUUAGUUGAAUUCAAUAAACCAUUAGAAAUAGACUUGCCAUUUGAUGAUGUCAUAACGCCACCAUCGUCCGCAUCAUUUAAAUCAUCUUUAAUUUCAUUAAAUACUAUUUUAUCAUCAUGGUCUAUGUUAAUCAAUGAAAGACAAACGAAUCUACAAAAUUUUCGACGAGUUCUCCAAAAUCUAUCUUCACGUAGUCAACAGCUACGUUCAUUUGAAGAACGUCAAUCUGUAGUUAUUUUAAAUUAUAAAACUUAUGUGAUUGAUCGUUUAAAUAAAUCAAUCCAUGUUGAUCACAUUGAACAAAUUACUCUCAAAGUGCCAACUGACAACUUGAACACAAAUUAUACCAAUUUAAUAAAUCACAACAAAGAAUUAAUCAAUAAAACUGAAAAACUCAUUGACCAAGAUACUAAAUUUAAUGAUCUAGCUAAUUCAUUAUCAACCGAGAUACAUACACUCUCAGAUAAUCUUCGUAUUUUCGAAGAAGAUUUAGUAGAUAUGAAAUCUAUGAAUUUUGCAGUAGAUACUAACAAAUCAAUGGUCCAUGCAGAAGAAUUUUCAUGGACACGUGAUCUAGUGCAACAUAAUAUCAAUGAAUUAAAUCAACAAACACGCGGUGUUUUCUUACAGAAUAUUCAUGAAAAAUUGAACGUACUCGAAGAGAUGUUCAAUAGUUCAAUUAGUUUAAAUGAUCCAGAAAAAAAUUUAUCGAAUGAAUUCAUUAAUUUAGUGAAAAAUCAAUUGAAUAAGCUGACCGAAAGAAUUGAUCAACAGAUACAAUUGUUUUCAUUAAUAUUGAAUCAAAUGGAAGAAAUGUCUAAAAGAAUUGAUCAACAAAAGGAAUGGUUUUCACAUUUACUGAUCAAGAUUGAAUCAGUUGAAUCCGGAUUACCUGUUGAUUUAGAGUCGAAAAAGGCAUUAUUAGUACAAUAUCAAGAUAUUUUAACCGAAUCUACGGAACAUAUUUCAGAGAUGAAUACCAUUUUGAAAGAUUACUGCUAUAAUACUGUAACAUCAAUUCCUACACAAAAACCAGAAUCAAUAGAUGUCAAUUUGAAUUCAUCAUCAAAUUUAAUGAAAAUGUAUCCUGUUGAUGUUCAAUUACUCAAAAGUUUAAAAUCACUUAAUUAUGAUAUGAAUCAAACAUUGGAAAGAGUCAAUUUAAAUAUAACUCGAUGGAAACGUGCUAUAACUCGUCAUGAGAAUUUAAUUGAAUCUAUACAUAAUCUUGAAACAAUUCUAACCAAAUGUGUUGAUAAUACUUUCUAUUGUGCUAAGCAUAUAUUGAAUUUAGAAACUGAAAUAAAUGAUGAAACUAUAUUACUGAAAUUUCCUUUAAGUAGUAUACUUUCCAAGUGUGUAAAUAUCAUACGGACAUAUAUCAACAGUGAAUUAGCUGAAAUCAAUCGAUUGUUGGACGAGAUUAAUUUAACUUAUGAUAGUGUCUUACAGGACACAUGCCCAGAGAAUAUGAAUAUUAUUAAACAACAAAUUAGAAAAAAUCAAAAUCAAUUUACAAGUCUGGAUCAUAAAAUACAUACAUUACAAGCCUAUUUAAUCAAUCUCAGUGAUCGUAUUGAAUUGUUCACCUCGAUCAAUAAUAAUAUGAAUAAACGAAUCGACAGUCUUUCCACUCGUCUUAAAUCUGAAAGUAUAAAUUUAUGUUCAACUACAGUUCAAGAAAUUAAACGAUAUAAUAAUAUUUGGCAUGGAAUGAAUGAAAAAGUUAAACAAUUACAUCAAGAUUAUUUAGAUGAAAUGACGCCUUUAAUUGAAGAAUUUAAACAAUUGAAAAUUGAACAUUCACAAUUUUUGGAAUUGUUUGAAAAGAAUUUCACAUUUGAAUCUAAAUCAGAUUUAAAUGAGGAGAAUGAUUUAUUGGAACAUUUUCCUAUCAUUGAAUCAAUCGAGAUUCAAUCUGUUAUUAAAGAACGAAAUGAGAAACUGCAAGAAAUUGUUGAAUUUAUCAAUAUGGUCAUUAAAUCAAUCGACACAGUCAGUUCUAUCUGGUCUCAAUCAGAACAAAAAUUUGUUCAUUGUCGCUCUUGGAUUAAUGACUCAUCAAAAAAAUUUAUAGAAAUUUCUCAAACUAACUUGAAAACUACAACAACUCCGACGAAGACUAUUCCUGACACUUCAGACGUGAUAGAUAGUGAAGAAAAAACAUUGUCUUCUGAUCAUAUUUUAAAUCAAUUUGAUCAAUACACAGCUCAAAAUCGUUUAUCGCUUUUGAAAGAAUUUCAAAUAGAAUUGAAUAAAAAUAAUUCAUAUUUUAAUGACUAUAGCAAUGCAUUAUGUAAUGUUCAGUCAUUAGAGUCAACAAUUGACAGUUUAUAUACUACAUUCAAACAAUUCGAUGUGGAUAUUAUUGAUAAUUUAAAAUUGAAUUAUUCCAAUUUAAUUGACAAAUUAAAUGAAGAAUUUAAACAAUUUCAAAUCAAUUGGGAACAAUUACAAACUGAAGUGAACAGUACACAUCAAACAAUGUAUCAAUAUUUAGAACAAAUAGAAUUAUUAGAAAGUAAACAAUUAACUCUUCGUAAAAUACUUACAGAAAUUGAACAGAAAGCUUGUUUAGGACCUUAUUCUUCUACAAAUUUUAAUGAGUUGGAGAAAGAAACAAUGAAUUGUUUAAAUGAAAUUAAUGUUGAUGAUUGUCAAGGAACAGAAAGUUAUGUAGUCAUUUUUGACAAACUUAUCAAUGCUCAACAAAAUAUUGUAGAUUGGUGGAAGACUUUUGUUCAAGAAGUUGAAGAAGAAAUACCUAAAGUGAAAGAUGAAUUGAAAGUGAUCAACAGUGUUGCUUUUCCUACUCCCACUGGGUUAACGAAUCAAUUAUUACACGUGGAAGAGAUCUUAGCUAAAGCUCAUGAAUUUCUACAUAUAAACAAUGAAAUUUUAACCAGUUUAAAUGUUAUGCUUAAAUCAUGGACGAACUGGCAACAAUGGUGGACUGUUGACAGUGAAGCAAAUAAUAUUCUUGUUCAUUAUGGUGAAUUAUCGAAUUUCAUACAGAAUUUAAAUCCAUUCAAUCAUGAUGGUUAUUUAGAUAAGACAGAAUUUAUGAAUUUACAGAUAAAAUUAACUGAACUUCAUCAAUCAGGUGAAUCUGAAGGAAAGUUGAAAUUGAUUGAUUUAGCGGAAAAUUCAAAUAAUCUUCAAUUAUUAUAUGAAAAACAAAAAAAUUCCAUGAAUUUUAUCAUUUUCUCAUCAAGUCAACAACAACAACACCAACAUACACCACAUGGACAGUCGUCAUCUGCAACAACAACAGCAGUGGCUUCAACAGUUCAACAACGUCAACUACCAUUAACUUUAGGCACUGCAUUCAUACAAAAAUUAAUACGUUUAGCUAAUCGUCAAUAUUCAAUGAUAUUUGAUGAUCUACCAUUGGUGAUUGAUCAUUUAACUAAUAAACUAUGUGUGAUCAAUGAAUUUCUUGAUGAAUUACAACAAUUUUCAACGAUACUUAAUCAUAAUGAAAGUAUAGUUGGGAAAUUAGAAACAUUUUUUGCAAUAUGUGAUGAGAAUCAAAUGAAUAGUGCUAAAUAUGAUUCUUUUGAGAAAUUACGAUUAUUGAAUAUUGAUUUUAAUGAAAUAACAAAAAAUUAUUUAGAAUUAAAGUUUGCUGAAAUAUCAAUUAAUUUAUCAAUUCUAUGGGAUGAGGCAAUGUUUAGUGAUUUUUUAAAUCAACUUUCAUUAUCUGUUAAAUUAUUGACGAAGAUAACUCAGUCAAAUAGUGAAAAACUUUACUCUUUAGAAAAAUUAGCCUGUAUGCUUGAAGUUUCAGUGACAAAGAGAAGAAAACACUUGACUUCAACAACAACAACAUCAUCAACAACCAAAAAGACAAUGGCGAAAAUCGGUGAUAAUGAUGACGAUAAUGAUGAUAAUAAUAAUAAUGACGAUCAAAGCGGGCAAAAUCCAGCUAAAUUAAUUGAAUUAAACAAUAUCACAUCUCGUUAUUCCGAAUUAGUUAAACGUGUUCAACUAAUUGUCAAACAAACAGAUACUUGUAGAGAUUUAUUAAAUAAAUUGUUGUAUAGCAUUCAUUCAACCGAUGACUGGAUUAAACAGUUGCAACAGAAUAUUUCUAAUUAUACUAAUCUGUCUGGUGAUAGGCAUACAUUACAAGUUCGAUUGGAAUUAGUCAAAGAUUUAAAUUUAUUAAACAAAGAAGCUAAUCAUCGUUUCACUGAUAUGAACAAGUAUGCUAUGAAUUAUUUUCUACACUACGUACCUAUUCAAUAUCAAAAUUUAGAAUUAAUUGGAAUGAAUGAUAUUAACAAAUCUCAACAACUUUAUGAAAUGUUGCUAAUCAUACCAAUGUAUUGCGUGAAAUUACAUAAAAUAUGGUUUGAUUGUCAUGAAAAAAUUGAAUUUAUCAUUAAAUCAUUGUCUGAUUGUAUAGAAACAUGGCAAAUAUUUGAAACAGCCUGUGAUACAUUACAAUUCAAUUGUCGUCAUAUUGAAAAUUGGUUAAAAGAACAAUCGACUUGGCUUGUAAAUGAACCGGAACAAAUUAAUGAAAAAUUAGAAUUACUUCAAUUGGUUUAUGAUAGAUUAGAGGUGACAUUUAGCAUAAAUGCUCCUAAAUAUAUGGAAUUAUGUAAUAACAAUUUGUUCAAUGGUCGUCAAUAUGAACAACAACGAAUUGUAAAAUUGCUCAAUGAAUCAACAACACAAGUUGACUUACUGAAUUGUACUUUAAAACGUUUACCUAAUCAUUGUCAUCAGUUAGCCUCUGAAGAUUCAACAAGUGUGGAUGAAACUAAUUUGAGUAGUAUUAAUGUAACGACAGCAACAGCAACAAAAGCAACAAGGGAAGAGAAGACAACUGACUCUUAUGAUUUAGCCUUGAAUCGUAUCAAAAAUCUUAUGGUCACAUUUAAUUAUUUGCAGAAAAUGACCAGAGAAAUUUCAGAUCUUUGGAAUACUCGUUAUAAAUUGUUCAUAGAAUGGAAUUCUAAGAUACAGAAUGCAGAAACUAAUUUAACGAAGUUAUGUUCACGUAUGGAGAAAAUUAAAGAACAAUUUAGUUCUAGCGAUGAGCAAUCAGAAAAGUCAGCAACAAUUUCAGACGAAAAUGAUAAUGAUAAAUCUUCGAAAACCAUUGAAGACAAUUUGACUUUAUUAGAUGAUAUUAUGAAAGAACGUGAAGUAAUCGGUGCUGAAUUUGCUGAGUUACGUAGUCGUCUAUGUAAUUUAUCUACUUUUAUGAAUCGUAUUAGUCAUAAUGAUCAACAACAGAGAAUGGGAGAUCUACAAUGUAGUUGGGAAGAAUUAGGUAAUGAUCUGUCGAAUUUACAACGAAGUCUUGAACAUAAAACUACAGUUUGGACUGAUUUAAUCUUACAAGUAACAAAUAUAUCCAACUGGCUUAAUGAAUUUAGUGAGCGUAUAAAAGUAUGGCAUAAAUCUUGCCCAUGGCUUUCGAUGAAUACACCUACUGAGCUUACUGACCUUUUAUCGUCGAAUACUUCUAAAGAUUCUUCAAAAUCUUCUUCUACAUUAAUUUUAAGUGAAUUUAAGCGUCAUUUAGAAGAUACUAGUAAAUUUACUAAACAAUGUCAGUCUAAUUUGAAUUUAGCUCGUGCACAGCAUUCAAAAAUGUCAUAUUUUCAAUCAGAAUUAAAUAGCUCUCAACAUCAAUGUACCGAAAUUCAAACUGAUGCCUACAAUGAACUACGCAACAUGAUGAAUGAAUCUAUGGAAAUUAGUAAUCAAAUUGAAAAUCAGCUCGACACUACAAUAUCAAUUGGGAAUAAAUUCAAAAUGAAAUUAAAUCAAUUUAUUAGUAAAUAUGAAAUUUGUUUAUCUUGUAUAAAUCGUAUUAAAACAGAUUUUGAUCAAUCUAUAAGUUCUAUACCAAAAUAUGAUUUAAUCAUGAAAUCUGAGAGUGAAAAUAAUGAGAUUCAAUCUUCAAUUGAAUCAUGUUGUCUUGUUUUAAACAAUUUAAUUGAACAAAUUGGUGAUGCUAAACAAUUAAACGAUUUAUUGAUCGAUACAUUAAAUGAAAAGAUAGAAGAUAAGAAUAGCCAAGUUUCGGAAGAAAAUCAUAAUUACACAUCAAUAUCAAGAAGAAAAUGA
Messenger RNA from Schistosoma turkestanicum, 20121 nucleotides. The record is from the annotation of a GenBank genome assembly. Lineage: Eukaryota; Metazoa; Platyhelminthes; Trematoda; Strigeidida; Schistosomatidae.